Messenger RNA from Dictyostelium discoideum AX4, 303 nucleotides. RefSeq lists its product as hypothetical. NCBI's taxonomy places the organism in Eukaryota, Evosea, Eumycetozoa, Dictyosteliales, Dictyosteliaceae. The coding region runs from base 1 to 303 and encodes 100 amino acids. The transcript has 2 exons. The record is from RefSeq and is a predicted model, not a curated record.
AUGCCAUUAGCAAUAUGGGAUGAUUUUGUACAUAAAAAAAUAAUUUGUUUUACGAAUAGGUAUGCCCUGGAGGCAAUAGUCAAAAGAGUUUAUAGAUUUCAAAAACCAUGUGUAAUGAAAAAAAGAAAUGGAAAAUAUAUAUCAGUUCAUUUGUUUGUUGAAUUUGUUCAAGAUUUUUCAUCAUUCAAAGUUUAUGUGAUCAAUCAAUAUACACCAGAUUUAGAUUCUGAUUUGUCAUCAGAAUAUAUUUGUAGAGAGUUUUUAUCAAAAAAUUGUUGUUUAGCAUUGGAUGAUAUUAUAUAG